Messenger RNA from Raphanus sativus (radish), 1510 nucleotides. RefSeq lists its product as uncharacterized. The transcript is spliced from 6 exons. The record is from RefSeq and is a predicted model, not a curated record. The coding region runs from base 198 to 1340 and encodes 380 amino acids. NCBI's taxonomy places the organism in Eukaryota, Viridiplantae, Streptophyta, Magnoliopsida, Brassicales, Brassicaceae.
UUCUAGUUUCUUCUAAUUAACCGUUUCUAACCCUAAUCCCCUCUUCCCCUCUUCCCCUCUGCGCCGAAUCAACCUAAUCUUUUAGUUUCUUCUUCACGCCGGCGUUCUUCGAUCUCACCGGCUGUCUGCGUCGAUAUUUCCUCCGGUCUGCGUCUCUCUCAGUCUCCCUAUCUCUCUCGAAAAUCUUACCCGAAAACAUGUCUUAUGCGGAUUUUCGAGCCAGUUCUCUCCCAUCUUCUUCAUCUCAUGGGUUUGGUUCCCCGGUUACCCAAAGAACAAGUGUCCCUCCUCCACAGCCAGCUCCCACAUCAAACAUCGAGGAUAGGUUACUGAACGAGCUGUUGGUGGCACCAGGACGGGAGUGUCUUCCUAAGCUGAGCCCAUAUAGAGAACCAGAUACUAGCUGGUUUAGGGAAAGAAACCGCAAUUUAAUUUGCAAGUCCAUUUUGAAAUGCUUUCACACUCUGCUUGAAGUGCCUUAUCCAACUUAUGCACAUGUUCCAUUAGAAAUUCAGAAGAUGUGGCUCCGUUCAUUUGCGCAAGAAUGGAAUUGGGACCCUGCUAUCACCAGUCAGGUGCGGUCAGCCUUUGAUUUGCAGGCUAGAAAACAAUACAAGAGCCACAUGACUGAGUGGAAGAAAAACUGGAGGCUGAAGAAGGGUAAACCCUUAGGUCUGAAUCUUGGUGUGUGGGAGGGGUUGCAAGUUUAUUGGCAGCUCGAUGCUACUGCAUCUAUUGCAGCUACCAAUAGUAGUAAUAGAAGAAGCCAGCGUGGUGGAAAAGGUCAAGCAAUACAUAAUGGUGGUGCUAAGACAAUAGAGGAACGUGAGAUAGAAAUGACUGCUGAAAGGGGUGGUGUGCCACCAGAUUGGUUAGAAUUGAUGAGGGAUAUGCACACCAAUAAACAAACCGGUGAGGUGCAAGAUCCUGUUGCUAGAGAGAUGUUGGCUACUCUGACUAGGCUGAAGGAGGGGAAAGAAGCACAACUUCAGCAGUCUCAAUUGGGUGGCAACGAUGGGUCCACAGCUUCCAACGUACUGUCCCGUGAAGAGAUCAACCAAAUGGUUCUUGAGCAUGUUCCUGUAAAGAAAGGUCGUCGUUAUGGUCUCGGUCGUAUCUCGGAGGGGAUCUCAACCUCGUCAUCUCAGUCCUCUUUUGUCCAAGAUAUGGAGCGAAUGAAGGCAGAACUUGUUAAAGAGCAGGCAUUCCGAAAAGCUUUGGAGGAACAGCUUCGUAACGUCACCAAUUUCAUCUCCAAUCUUUACCCAUCUCAGUUCUCUGCAACACAAAGCCAAACCGACUCUGUGACUCAAAGCCCCGACGACCAUGUUUCUCAGUAAAAUUUAGUAUUUUAUCUGUCUAAAUUAAGGAUGUUUAAAUUAAAAAUUUUCAUAUGUAAAUUAAGGAUGUUUAUUAAAUUAAGGAUUUUCAAAUGUAAAUUAAGGAUGUUUAAAAUGUAGACAAUGACUAUGUAGAAUUUAGUAUUUUAUCUAUGGUCUUUUAAAAGGAA